AUGCCGGCUGGUGCAGAGGAGGGAGGCGCCAAGAGGGGGGGAGGAGGGGCUGCGGCGGCGGGAGGGCCUCCCCGCCUUCCCAAGGGCCCCCCCCCACGGCAGGGGGCCCAGGGGAGCCCUGCUCUGCUCCCGAGCCCACCGCCCUCCUCGGACGCAGCAGCCUGCCCCCCCCCACCCCCGGUGGCUUGUGGAGCGCGGGCGGGGCAGCCGCUCUGCAGCAGAGGCCAGCCACUCCCGCCGCCGCCGCCGCCGCCGCCUCUUCCAGGAAAAGGCCGGGCGGGCCGGGGCAGAGGGAGCCCUGCAGCAGCCUGCCCAGCCCUGCCGCAGGGCAGCGGUGGGGGGGGCGCUCCUGGCGGCGUGCCCGGCUCCUACCUGCUCCCCUGGAGGGGAUGGCCAGCGGGGAGUUCCGCAGCCUCCCGGAGGGCGAAGCAGGCGGUGGGAGACUUCCGCUGGCUGCAGCCCGGAGACAGGAAGCGGGCGGCGGCGGCGGCGGAGGCGGCCGGCGGGACCCCAGCCCCUGGAAGGAAGCGGCUGGGAGCCCAGCGGAGGGAGGCGGCCUGGCUGCGCCGCGCUUCCUCGGGAGGGAGCCCCACCACGGCCUGCUCCCGGUCCCGUCCGCCGCUCCCCGCGGGCGGCGCCGGGGAUCCGCCAGGGAGCCCUCGUCCGAGUCUGACCGAAGGCGAAGCAGCGCAGCAGCCCCCGCCCCCCCGCGGCCGGAGCUUGGGGCUGGCUGCGGCUGGAGGAGAGUCGCGAGGAGCAGCCCCCGGGCGGAGACGCCCCCAGCAGCCGCUCCGAAGAAGAGGCUCUCCCGGGGCGCCACUCUAA
This is a messenger RNA of Hemicordylus capensis (graceful crag lizard), 825 nucleotides long. RefSeq names its product basic salivary proline-rich protein 1-like. The record is from RefSeq and is a predicted model, not a curated record. The transcript is spliced from 2 exons. Lineage: Eukaryota; Metazoa; Chordata; Lepidosauria; Squamata; Cordylidae. Bases 1 to 825 code for a protein of 274 amino acids.